Messenger RNA from Brenthis ino (lesser marbled fritillary), 3693 nucleotides. Lineage: Eukaryota; Metazoa; Arthropoda; Insecta; Lepidoptera; Nymphalidae. The record is from the annotation of a GenBank genome assembly.
AUGCUGACUAAAUUUGAGACAAAGUCAGCAAGAGUAAAAGGUAUAUCCUUCCAUGCCAAGAGGCCAUGGGUUUUAUCCAGUCUUCACAAUGGAGUUAUCCAGCUUUGGGAUUAUCGUAUGUGUACGUUGCUAGAGAAAUUUGAUGAGCAUGAUGGACCUGUACGUGGAAUAUGCUUUCACAUUCAACAACCACUCUUUGUAUCUGGUGGAGACGAUUAUAAAAUAAAGAUAUGGAAUUACAAGCAAAGAAGGUGUCUUUUUACAUUACUGGGACAUUUAGACUAUAUCCGUACAACUUUUUUCCAUCAUGAGUAUCCAUGGGUAUUGAGUGCAUCUGACGAUCAGACAAUAAGAAUUUGGAAUUGGCAAUCUCGUCAGUGCAUUAGUGUGUUGACUGGCCACAACCACUAUGUCAUGUGUGCUCAAUUCCAUCCCACUGAGGACCUCUUAGUGUCUGCAUCUUUAGACCAAUCUGUGAGAGUGUGGGACUUUUCUGGUCUCCGUAAAAAGAGUGUAGCUCCUGGCCCUACAGGGUUAGCAGAGCACUUGAGGAACCCCCAGGCCACUGACUUAUUCGGACAGGUAAUGGCUGAUGCGGUAGUAAAACAUGUGUUGGAAGGCCACGAUCGUGGUGUCAACUGGGCUUCGUUCCAUCCAAAUUUGCCCCUUAUUGUUUCCGCUGCCGAUGACCGUCAAGUAAAACUGUGGAGAAUGAAUGAUGCUAAGGCAUGGGAAGUGGACACAUGCCGUGGUCACUACAAUAACGUGUCAUGCGCUCUGUUCCACGCGCGACACGAACUGAUAUUGUCAAACAGUGAGGAUAAGUCCAUUCGUGUAUGGGAUAUGACUAAGCGGACAUGCUUACAUACUUUUAGAAGGGAGCAUGAGAGGUACUGGGUACUCUCAUCUCACCCCACUCUAAACCUCUUUGCGGCGGGACACGAUGCAGGCAUGAUUUUGUUCAAACUACAAAGAGAAAGACCAGCUUAUGCUUUACAUAAUAACAUGCUGUUUUAUAUUAAAGACAGGCAAUUGCGCAAAUUGGAUAUGUCGACCAACAGAGACGCUCCGGUCAUGCAAAUCAAGGGAGGCGGACGACAUCAACCUUACAGCAUGUCGCUGAACCACGCGGAGUGGUGCGUACUGGUGACGUGGCGUGCGGGCGACGCCAGCACGUACGAGCUGUACGCGGCGCCGCGCGAGGACGGCGCCGCGCCGCCCGCCGAGCCGCUGCGCGGGCACGCCGCCGCCGCGCAGUGGGUCGCGCGCAACCGCUUCGCCGUGCUCGAGAAGAACAAUCAGCUGGUGAUAAAGAACUUAAAGAAUGAAGUGUCUAAGAAGAUAUCGACGCCGACGUGCGAGGAGAUCAUGUACGCGGGCACCGGCAUGCUGCUGCUGCGCGAGCCCGACUGCGUGCAGCUGCUGGAUGUGCAGCAGAAGCGGACUGUGGCUAGUGUGAAAGUAUCAAAAUGCCGCUACGCCAUAUGGAAUUCGGAUAUGUCUCUUGUGGCGCUUCUAGGGAAGCACACGGUCACUAUUUGCACUAAGAAGUUGGAACAACUCUGUUCUAUCACUGAAGGAGCUCGGGUCAAGUCCGGGGCCUUUGAUGAUUCUACACCACAACCCGUCUUCAUUUACACAACAGCUAACCAUAUCAAAUAUUGCUGUAAGGAUGGCGACUACGGCAUAAUUCGUACGCUGGAUGUACCGGUGUACGCGGUGAAGGUGAUUGCGAGCGAGAGCGGCGCGCGCGUCGUAUGCCUCGACCGGGAGGCGCGCCCUAAGGUGCUCAACAUCGAUCCCACGGAGUACAGGUUCAAGUUGGCGCUGGUGACGCGCCAGUACGACCAGGUGCUGCACAUGGUGCGCACCGCCAAGCUCGUGGGGCAGAGUAUUAUUGCGUAUUUGCAAGAGAAGGGAUAUCCCGAAGUAGCGCUCCACUUCGUUAAAGACCCGCGCACGCGACUCUCCCUAGCUCUACAGUGUGGCAACAUUGAAGUGGCUCUCGAAGCAGCCAAGAGCCUGGACGAGCCGGCUGCCUGGGACCAGCUGGCGCAGGCUGCUCUGGCUACUGGCAAUCAUCAGAUAGUGGAAAUGUGUUACCAACGUACAAAGAACUUCGACAAGCUCUCGUUCUUGUACCUCAUCACCGGCAAUCUGGACAAACUGCGCAAGAUGAUGAAGAUAGCAGAGAUCAGGAAGGACGUGUCCUCACAGUUCCAGGGUGCUUUGCUCCUGGGCGAUGUGACCGAGAGGAUCAGGCUGUUGAAGAAUGCUGGACAGCUAUCCCUAGCAUAUCUAACAGCGAUAAACCAUAAACAAUUAGAAGAAGCCGAACAAUUAAAGGCAGCAUUAGAAGCAGCUAAUUUGCCCGUACCUGAAGCAAAUCCGAAUGCUGAGUUUUUAUGUCCACCGCUGCCCGUGCAGAAGGCUCAACCAAACUGGCCAUUAUUGGCCGUGUCUAAGAGUUUCUUCGAAGUGGCCGGCGGUGCUCGCUCGGAUGCUGAGGCGGGAGUGGCGGUGGCGGCGGCCGGCGCUGUGGGGGAUGAACCUCUGGAGGCUGGUGGUGCUUGGGGGGAUGAUGAAGAUGUGCUGCAGGAGAACAAGGAAGAGGGCGAUGGUGAAGUUAUGGAAGAUGCGUGUGAUGAUGGAGGCUGGGAUGUGGGAGAUGAAGACUUGGAGCUCCCUGAAGAACUUGCUCCUGUGCCUGCGGACAUAGACGGUGCAGAGGAGUCGGGCUACUUCGUGGCGCCGACGCGCGGCGUGAGCGCGGCGCUCGGCGCCAAGCUGCGCACCGCGCACGACCACGUCGCCACCGGGCAGUUCGAGAUCGCUAUGAGGCUGCUGAACGAGCAAGUGGGCAUAGUGGAGUUCGCGGCGUACGAGGAGACAUUCGCGCGCAUGUUCGCGCGCGCUCGGCUCGCGUUCGGCGCGCUGCCGCUGGCGCCUCCGCUGCCGGCGCACCUGCACCGCAACUGGAAGGAGGCGAGCGGCCGCGACCUGCUGCCGGUGCUCACAAUGAAACUAAACGACCUAGUGUCGAGCCUGCAGCAGUGCUACCAGCUGACCACAAGCGGCAAGUUCUCUGAAGCGAUAGACCGCCUACAGUACGUGGCGCGAGCGGUGCCCUUGCUCCAUGUGGACGCUAAGCAGGAGCUGGCCGAGGCCCAGCAGCUGCUGACCAUCUGCAGGGAGUACCUGGUGGGGCUGCAGAUGGAGACAGCCAGGAAAGCAAUGCCGAAAAACACACUCGAAGAGCAAAAACGUACUUGCGAAAUGGCGGCCUACUUCACCCACUGCAAGUUACAGCCAGUCCACCAGAUCCUGACCCUCAGAACAGCUCUCAAUAUGUUCUUCAAGCUGAAGAACUACAGAACAGCUGCAUCAUUCGCCAGGAGGCUUCUAGAACUUGGACCUAGACCAGAAGUGUCUCAACAAGCGAGGAAAAUACUCCAAGCCUGCGAAAAGACGCCCACGGAUGAACACCAGUUGCUAUAUGAUGAGCAUAAUCCAUUUAAUAUUUGUGGUAUUAGCUAUAAGCCAAUAUACAGAGGUAAGCCAGAAGAGAAGUGUUCUUUGUGUGGGGCAAGUUUCAUGCCGGAACACAAAGGGAAGCUAUGCCCAGUUUGUGGUGUAGCAGAAAUUGGUAAGGAUGUUCUAGGACUAAGAAUCUGUCCAUUACAAUUCCAGAGA